CUGUUGGCUGCAAGUCACUGCAGACAAAAACUUUCCUCCAAAGAUGCUGGCCCUCGCCGGACCACUGCAGAAGCUCAUCGGCCAGGUCAAAGACAACGCCAACGCCUUUGUUUUCAGCACUCUGAUUUUUUCUUACCACAUAUUUGAGAAUGAAUUUCCAUGCUCCUGUAAACCACAGAGUGAUUACUGCAUGGUCUAUAUGAUCAUGCCGUGUCUUAUCAUCGUUAUCCUGAUGCUUGCAACCGACUUGCAGUUUCAGAGAGCGUGGAAAUACACAACGUCGAAGGGCUCGUGUCACUUUGGUUGUGUUUUGUUCCGUCGCACUGUCAAGGCUUUCUGUGUGGGACUGCUGUGGGUUGCGUCUGUGCUCAUCGAUGCAGAGUGGUACGUUUGCUGUCACAACCACAAUCCCAGAGAGGAUGCAGAAUUACAGUGUAAAACCAAGGCUGAGAUCACAUCUGGACUGAGACCUGUCUUCACCAUCGCUGAGAUGAAGACCAAUUCAAGGAUGUAUGGCAUUUCUUUACUCUUCGGCAUCACGUUUGUUGGUACCUUUUUGUUGUCGACCUGGACAAUCUGCGCUGAUAGCUGCUGUCUGAAAUGUUGCAAGAGAGAGAUUCUGGUGCACGAGCUGAUGCUGGAAGUGGGCGAUGAUGCUGUGUCAGAGACUAUAAAAGAAAAACAAAAAGAGAUCAUAACUAGAAAAGUCAAAGACCACAUAGAUGAUGGGAAGUGGGAAGAAUGUUUGGAUCUGGUUGAAGACUUAAUUGACCCGAUAAACCAGGUUCACAGUUCAACAUCUACAGGAUAUCAGAGCACUCGGGAGAGCCAGUACAAGGACAGCAGCCAGCAAAGGGAGCAAGAACAAAUUCCAUUGUCUCCAAUCCAGCCACAAAAUGACAUUUUACCUGAACCAGCCGGUCACGGAGAAUGAUUGAAUGAUUGUCAACGCUGAUGUAAAUGUUCACGUGUCAAAAAGAGUCAUUAAGUAUCACAACAUCAUAUUAACAUCAUAUUUUCAAA
Messenger RNA from Lates calcarifer (barramundi perch), 1023 nucleotides. RefSeq lists its product as uncharacterized. The coding region runs from base 44 to 934 and encodes 296 amino acids. Lineage: Eukaryota; Metazoa; Chordata; Actinopteri; Centropomidae. The record is from RefSeq and is a predicted model, not a curated record. The transcript has 4 exons.